AUGGCAGAGCGAAAGGUUUUAAAUAAGUACUAUCCGCCGGAUGUCGAUCCGGCAAAAAUUCCAAGGCGACGCAUGCCCAAGAAUCAACAGAUAAAUGUUAGAAUGAUGCUUCCGAUGAGCAUUCGCUGCAGCACAUGUGGAAACUACAUAUAUAAGGGUACGAAGUUUAAUUCACGCAAAGAAGAUGUGAUUGGAGAGAUGUAUCUUGGAAUUCAAAUAUUCAGAUUUUAUUUUAAGUGCACCAAAUGUUCAACCGAGAUUACCAUGAAGACGGAUCCUCAAAACUCUGAUUAUAUUGUUGAGUCGGGAGCUGCAAGAAAUUUUUUUUUUAUGACAAGGUGA
Molecule: messenger RNA, 342 nt
Organism: Erigeron canadensis
Lineage: Eukaryota; Viridiplantae; Streptophyta; Magnoliopsida; Asterales; Asteraceae
Product: splicing factor YJU2-like
Exons: 2
Coding region: 1-342 (113 amino acids)
Biological process (GO): mRNA splicing, via spliceosome
Cellular component (GO): U2-type catalytic step 1 spliceosome
Source: RefSeq, a predicted model, not a curated record